AUGAUGUCGCCUAUGCGUGACUUGAUGAGUUGCUUGGCCUUUUUUGUCCCCUACCUUGUUAUCACGGCCGGCAGUCCCAAGCUGCAGACAAAGCUUUUGCGCGUGGGUAUUUCUGAUAAUGAUAGUAGCAACGGACCGGAUGAGAUUUCUGCUCGAAGCCCUGUGCCUGCGCCGCCCGACGGCAAAGAGAGUGGGGUAAGGCAAUGGCAAGCAGUGUUGGGCGCCAAGUCCAAGCACUGUUCAGCUUGUCAAUGGCUGCUGAAUCCAGCUUUACCGGCAUUCAAGACAAUUGUUGGUUACCCCGCUCCCAUGCUUUCCGUCAUCGUCUGCUGUCAAUUUUCCAUUCCCUCGUCAUCAGGAACACAAUCCACAUGCUACACGGCUCCUCGCAUCGGAAAGAAGAGAGACCAUCGUUAUCGAUACAUUCGUUGGACAACCCCUAUCAAAAACGCAAACACUAUCAUUGCCCGUUAA
Molecule: messenger RNA, 474 nt
Organism: Colletotrichum acutatum
Lineage: Eukaryota; Fungi; Ascomycota; Sordariomycetes; Glomerellales; Glomerellaceae
Exons: 4
Coding region: 1-474 (157 amino acids)
Source: RefSeq, a predicted model, not a curated record